Messenger RNA from Spodoptera littoralis (African cotton leafworm), 2121 nucleotides. NCBI's taxonomy places the organism in Eukaryota, Metazoa, Arthropoda, Insecta, Lepidoptera, Noctuidae. The record is from the annotation of a GenBank genome assembly.
AUGAAAAACGAUGAGAAAGGAACCGAUUGGGAGAAGGAAAAGCUGGACCCUAAUGGAUGGGUCCGGGCUAGCCUCAGCCAGCAGCAGCUGAAUGUGGUCCGGAGAGUGUACCAACAGGAGACCCUCAACAAGGAUGCUGACUAUAAACUGCCUGAGAAAACACUGGGUGAGCGAGUGAAGAAGGUGGUAAGAAACUGUGGCUUCGGGGACUGCCUCUUAAAUUCCAUACCUAUAGUAAAAUGGCUGCCCAAGUACAGCUGCCAGAACUUCAUGCUGGGCGACAUGAUCGCCGGCGCCACCACGGCCGUCAUGCACAUACCACAGGGCAUGGCCUAUGCACUCCUGGCUGAAGUGCCUCCCAUCGUGGGUCUGUACAUGGCUUUCUUCCCUGUCUUAAUCUAUGUGAUGCUGGGCACCUCACCCCAUGUGUCCAUGGGUACCUUCGCUGUAGCCUGUCUUAUGGCUGGAAAGGUGGUAACACAAUAUUCGACCCCAGAAGCAGUGAUUGCGAAUUCAACGAACUCCAGUAUGAAAGUAAUGGGUUUAGGAGCGGAUGAAGAUAUGAUGUAUAGUCCACUCGAGGUCGUGAGCGUCGUUUGUCUAUUGGUGGGGAUAUUCCAGGUACUUAUGUGGAUGCUCCGUCUCGGCGCAGUAUCUACACUGCUAUCAGAACCCUUGGUCUCAGGGUUCACGACGGCAGCCUCCUUCCACGUACUGGCCUCACAACUAAAGGACCUCUUUGGAGUAAAACUCGUCAAACUACCUCCUAAUUAUAAAGUUAUAGCUACGUUUAUAGAAGUAUGUAAGAAUCUCCCGAACCUGAACUGGGCGGCGUUUGUGAUAUCUUUCAUCACUUGUCUCAUCAUCGCACUUAACAAUGAAAGACUGAAGCCCUGGGUAAGCAAAAGAUCCCGUGUGCCAGUUCCUAUAGAGUUGUUGGCCAUUGUGAUCGGUACACUAGCCUCAAGGUUCGGACAUCUUCAUGAGACAUACGGCAUCAGUCUCGUUGGAAACAUACCUACUGGCCUGCCCACUCCAACAGUGCCCCCCCUAGAACUCAUGCCGGACAUUGCCAUCGACUGCUUUACAAUCACCAUGGUUACCUACACCAUUUCCAUGUCGAUGGCUCUCAUCUUCGCCUCCAAGGACAAAUAUGAAGUUGAUGCUAACCAAGAAUUAUUGGCGCUGGGUGCCAGCAACAUGUUUGCCUCCUUCUUCUGUUGUUCACCAUUCUGCGCUAGUCUGUCAAGAUCCUACAUUCAAUAUCAGGCCGGUGGUAAAACAGGUAUAACCUCAAUAGUGAGUGCUACGCUGAUCCUGUUCGUGUUGCUAUGGAUCGGUCCAUUCUUCGAGCAGUUGCCGCGCUGUGUGCUCGCCUCCAUCAUCGUCGUCUCACUCAAGGGCAUGUUCAUGCAGAUAUUUGAGCUUAAGAAGUUCUGGAUUUUAAGUAAGCUGGACGCUGUGGUGUGGUUAGUGACAUUCCUGGUCACCUUGUGUAUCAACAUCGACAUUGGUCUGGGAGCAGGUCUCCUCGCCAGUUUGGGAGCUCUAUUCAUACGUUCGCAGAACCCAUACACCUGUCUUCUAGGAAAAGUGUUGGACACAGACUUGUACCUUGAUAUCAAGAGAUACAGAGCGGCGGAAGAACUCCCCGGCAUCAAAAUCUUCCACUACUGCGGUGGAUUAAACUUCGCAACAAAGAAUUUGUUCCAAAAGAAGCUGUUCCUCAAGAUUGGCUACAUGAAGCCCGCGGAGGUAGCUCACGAUGAGGACAACAACCUCACCAAGAGCGAGUCUUACGAGUGGGAUCCUAAUCUUAGUAAUAGGGUGCAAUGUGUGAUAAUAGAUGUAACGGCUUUGUCUUACGUGGACGGACCUGGCAUCAAGAGUCUGGUGGCAGCGCAAAAAGAAUUGGUUACCAACAACAUCACUGUUCUACUCGCAGGAGCUAACGGUCCAGUAUUAGAAAUGAUAGACAGGUACAACUCAAUAGAAACUGACAUACUACAGAUGGAGACGUUCCCAACAGUGCAUGACGCAGUGUUAUUCUACAAAUAUCUAGAAUCUAAGAAACAAGUCACCGUCACCGUAACCACGCAAUCGAGCUGGCGGGUCACCUAA